Besnoitia besnoiti is the source of this 1224-nucleotide messenger RNA. RefSeq lists its product as uncharacterized. The record is from RefSeq and is a predicted model, not a curated record. The coding region runs from base 1 to 1224 and encodes 407 amino acids. Lineage: Eukaryota; Apicomplexa; Conoidasida; Eucoccidiorida; Sarcocystidae. The transcript has 5 exons.
AUGUCCGCCGCAGCGCUGGCCGCCACGCGGAAAGCGUCAGGCUCGCAGCGGCCCUUGACCGCGCCCGCAGAAGCUGCGAGACGCACGUGCUUCAUUUGCCUGGAAGGCGUCAAGAGGAGUAGGAAGGAUGGGCGGCUCACUCGCGACCUGCUGCCUUGCUGCUCGCAGUGCUUCGCCGUCGUACACCGCAGGUGCUGGUCGACAUAUCGGCGACGCCAGCAGCUGGCGGCCUUUCGCUCGCGUCUGUUAGGCCAGCGAGCCCCGAGCCCGAGUCAAUGCUCGAUAUGCAAAACAGGCCGCGCUGGAGUGGAGGGCGACGAGGCGUUUCCGCCGCAGCGCCGCGUCGGCAGAGGCUCAUCCGGGAGCGGAGUCAACGGUGCGACGGCGGCGCUUCAGGAGCAGCUCCUCGCCUCGCUCGGUCGGUUGCUACAGGACGAUGAAGACGACGCCGACGACCCGCCGUUAUGCUCAGGGGUGUGCACGUGCAUCAACACAGGCAUUCUCAUUGGCAUUCUUCUGCUCGAUCUUACUCUCAUUUCUAUGACCUCUUUGGACGCGCUUGAGAUCCUCCUUCUCUCCCUCUUUGUCGCCUACAACUUCGUGACGCUGCAGCUGAUCUGCCUAGCCGUCAGGCAGAGACGGGAGUCGGUGGGGGCACUGCUCGCGCCGCCGGAGGCCGCACCGGGUGUGCCGCAGGCGGAGGGAGGGAGCGGGUCGUCAGACCAGCCUCGCGCGGAUGACAACGACCGCGAGGGCGACUCGCAGAGUGCGACCGGUGGGCGCCGCGGCGGCGCCUCUCUCCGUCACGCUCAGUCCGCGGCUUUCGGCGGGUCAGAAGACGCGUUCGGUGGAAGUCGCUUCAGCGACCGCGAGAGGGGUAGCGGUGGCGGUGAAGCAGAGGACCUGGAGCCGCCAGAAACUGCACGAGUUUCCUGGCCAGGCCGCGUGGCGUUUUGGAGGUCGGCGGAGAGCCAGGCGAAUCACUUUGUAAACGGGGCGCGAAUGAUUUGGUGUUUCUUGUCGAGUGGGGGCAGUGACGUGGCACCCGAGGGCUCGCGCCGAAGGGAAGCUGGAAUCCGGCGAAAUGAGGUUGAAUCCGCUAGCGGCUCCUUCACCAUCUCCACCGUGGUAAGAACGCCGUUCCUUCCUGCCCUCGAACUGCAGCUGCUGCGUGAACAAAGUCCACAGGGACGGCAGCGGUCGACGGAGGAACUGCUUGUAUGA